This is a messenger RNA of Cladophialophora psammophila CBS 110553, 1017 nucleotides long. RefSeq lists its product as uncharacterized. Gene Ontology annotation, biological process: mRNA cis splicing, via spliceosome. Bases 1 to 1017 code for a protein of 338 amino acids. Lineage: Eukaryota; Fungi; Ascomycota; Eurotiomycetes; Chaetothyriales; Herpotrichiellaceae. The record is from RefSeq and is a predicted model, not a curated record. The transcript is spliced from 2 exons. Gene Ontology annotation, cellular component: spliceosomal complex; cytosol.
AUGGAAAUCCUCCGCGAGCCUCCCAAGACCUCAUCCUUCGUCCCUCUCAUAGAGCAUCAGUCUGCUACGCCCGCCUCGUUCUACACCGGACCACCAGUCCUCCACUACUACAGCGACCGCAGCAAACUCAUUGUCCUGGAACAGGAAGCCGGCUCUAUUCCAGCAUUCGCGCCGUUACUGGAGCAUUCCAGCUCUCAAGGACAACCCCAGCAGCCUCAUGCUAAUGGCACUGAGGCCAACGGAGAUAGCGAAGCGAGAGGGAAGCAAAGAGUCGUCGACAAUGUGGACGUAUGGGUGACUUCAGACAAGGUCUUCUUCUACUCAAAUGAUGCAAACGCAGGCCUCUCAAUCCCGUACCCCUCCAUCUCCCUCCACGCAAUCCAAUCCCUUCCACAACCCUCGCCCGGUGAACAACAAGGUCUAUACAUGCAGAUAAUUUCAUUCCCCUCCCCAGAGAGCAUCGCGCAAGACGAAGAUUCCGAACCCGACUCUGUAUCCGUCACGGUGAUCCCGACUGCUUCAGCUCCUCCCCAAGUCGCCUCAACCGCCUCGGGGACCACCGAAGACGGCCUUGAAGGAGAAGACAAACCCGAACAGACGCCCGUGGUAGCCAUGUUCAACGCCCUCUCCACUUGCUCCAAUUUGCAUCCUGACCCAGAGGACGCGGGCGAAGAGGAAGAAAACGGAGCGGGUGGUGGAAGUCGUCUGUUUCGCGCGGGGCUAGCUUUCCCAGGCAGUGCGGAUGGCGGUUUGCCGCCUGUGAUGCCGGGCAGUGGCGGAUGGAUCACGGCGGAGAACAUGCACGAGUAUUUCGACGAGGAGGGAAUCUGGAUUGGCGGCGGCGACCAGGACGAGCAAGAAGAGGAAUGGCGUGACGACGGCGAAGGCGCUGCCACAGACGAGCCUCUGGGUCCUGGCGCUGGCACUGUUCGGCCACGGCAAGAUACAGAGCAAGGUAAGGAGGAUGCAGCGGACGAUGGAGAAACAGAAGAGACGAAGUGGCGGAGAACGUCCUAA